Molecule: messenger RNA, 8422 nt
Organism: Frankliniella occidentalis (western flower thrips)
Lineage: Eukaryota; Metazoa; Arthropoda; Insecta; Thysanoptera; Thripidae
Product: trithorax group protein osa
Biological process (GO): chromatin remodeling; positive regulation of DNA-templated transcription; regulation of transcription by RNA polymerase II
Cellular component (GO): brahma complex; SWI/SNF complex; nBAF complex
Molecular function (GO): nucleosome binding; DNA binding
Source: RefSeq, a predicted model, not a curated record
CCCAAGAAAGUAGGUCUGUUCUGGAUGUAUAUAUUUAUGUGGAACAUCAACAAACUUUUAUUAAAACAGGCAAACGACUUUUAAAAAUCGUCUACAGCGCAAGGUGUUGGUUUUUAUUCAUAAAGACGGCAAAUGCAGCCUACAUUCCAAGAAUUUUUUUUCAUAUUGCUGCGGAUGAAUAUAUCUUUUUACCCCUAACCUCCUUUCGCGCUACCGAAGUGUAGGCCUACAAUGCGAAAUGAUGGUGAAUGUUGUGAAGUGAGAGUUUUAUUUCGUAGUUUUAAUGUAUUUAACUGAAGACUGUGCGUUAUCUUAGUGAUGCGGAUCGCGGCGCGCGUGCUAUAAUGUUGGAUGUACAAGUUCCCGGAGGAUUUGGAGCGCAAAGCAAGUUAAACUGGCUGUGUUUGGCUGCUCGGCGGGGUGUUGGCAGUCGGAGAGGUUUCGCCUAACAUGGCUGCAACGCAAGCCGAACACCACCAGCACAAGGAGGUGAUUCGCGAGCAAGCGCAGCAGCCGGAGCAGCCUCAGGACGUGGCCGGCCCCGGCUUACAGAAUGGCACGGAGAAGAACGGCGGACGCGACAAUGUGAGCGGCAAGGCCAAGCUGCCCGUCGGCCACAAGAGCAGCCUUAUCCCAGGCUUGGAGAUGAGUCAGUACCGACAGGAGUCGGGCGCAGGACCUCCGGGCAACGUAAACAGUGACCAGGGCGGGAACAGUGGCGACGUAGACAGUGCGAAAAUAAACUCGGACGGCUCGGGCAAACCUUUUCCCCCCAACUCGGAUCCCCCCGGCGGUGAUCCGAGCUACGGCAAGCUGCCUGACAAUGCUGCUGCCGCCGCCCCGGGGUACGGCGGCGCGGGCGCGGGGUACCCGGGCAGCAGGGGCGGCUACCCGCACCUGGACCAGCAUCCUGGCAGCAACAAUUCGGACCUUCACCACCCCUACGCACCACCGGGGAUGCGGCACCACUUCCCUGGGAAACCUCAGGCCGCUGGACCUAUGAUUCCUCCUCGGCCGCCCAGUGGUGGGGCCAACUCCAACAGCCCUGGUACACCUUUCUCUCCUCAUGGACAACAGCAAAGGUUUUUGUCUGGGCAAAGUAUCUCCCAGCCUACUGGACCUACUCCUACACUUAAUCAGCUCUUGCAAGCGUCCAACCCAGUGCAUAGAUAUCCUAAUAGUUACGGUGACAUGAACAUGCAAAAGCCUGGUGAACAAGGCCCCGCUGGCUACGGUUACAACCAGUGGCCUUCAUCGUACCCAGGGCAGCACCUACCACCUGGAUACCGCAACCAGAGUCCUGUGAGUAAUCGUGUUGGAUCGCCCAGGGAAUCAACGACCCCCAAACCCUCAGUGAGUUUCCGUGCCGAGUCGCCGAGGGGACCCUCCGCCGGGCCUACAGACCUGACCGGACAGAACAGCAAUGACAGCUCUUCGGGGCCGCAGGGCGCGCAGGGGCCGGGUACUCCAAACUCCAUGAGGCCCACCCCGUCGCCCACCGGGUCCUCAGGAAGUCGCUCCAUGUCCCCGGCUGUUGGUGUCGGGCAACAGAACAUUCCAAUGCCGCCGCGCCCUUCCAGCGUGCAGUCUGACAGCAGUGGCCCCACUCGCAUGAGCCUGUCCCCGAUGGCCGCCCAGGGUGGUUACCAGCAGCCCCUGGCGCCGCCGCCGCACCUGCACGCCGCCUACAAGAUGGGGGGUCCGCACGCGGGCAUGCCGCCCAGCGCCCAGCAGAUGCCGCCCUACUCGCCCCAACAGGCGCAGCAGUACCCUCAAGGAGGCAGCUAUAGUCCUAGACCUCAGGGCAACAUGCAGUACAAUCCGAACCAGAACUACGGGCCGGGCGCCGGCGGCCAGCAGGGAGGCGCCUAUCCCAGCAGACCCAUCCCGAACCACGUCCCACACUCGCAGUUUGGUUACCAAGGCUGGGGAGGUCCGGGCAUGAACCAGGGCCCUCCUCCCAACAUGAUGGGCGGCCCUGGCAACCACGUGGCAGGCAAGAGCCCGAACGGGCCGCCCUCGGGGCCACCGGGGCCCCAGGGUGGCGGCCCCCCGUCCGGCGCGCCCUCGGCGACGUCUCCACAGACGCCCCCACCUCAGGGCGCUCCCGGGCCGCCGGGGCCUCCUGGACCACCCGGCCCUCCUGGGCCGGCGCCGUCACCGGGCAUGAGCCCCGGGCCACGGCCGCACACCCCUCCACACGGAGGCCCCGGCCCCCACGGGCCUCCAGGGCCGCACGGCGGGCCCCACGGACCCCCGCACCACGGGGGACCGCACUACCUCAAGCAGCACCUGCAGCACAAAAUGGGGUUCGGCAGCCCCAGCCCCGGCUCACCGGGAGGGCCACCUUCGGGACCACAAGGAGGGCCGUCGGCCGGACCGUCGCCUCCUCAGGGACCUGGAGGACCUCCACAAGGACCGCCCUACGGUGCUCCCGGCGGACCUGGUGGGCCCGGUGGUGCCUCUGGAGGGCAGCAGGGGCCUCCUGGAGGUCCCCAGGUCAGUCAGGGGCCGCACCACGGUGGCCCUAUGGGCCCCCCACCUGGCCAUCACCACCCUAUGGGACCGAUGGGACCCAUGGGCCCUCCUAUGGGCUCGUCCAGCCCGGGGCCGGGUGGCCCUCCACCUGGCGCCCCACCGGGAGCACCCCUUGGUCCGGGUGCGCCCUCACCGGUGCCGAACAGCCACGGGCCGCACCCCCACCACGACGGACCCGGCGGACCCCACGGACCCCACGGCCCCAUGCCACCGCCCGCGUCCACCCCCAACUCGCACGCCUCCAUGCACCCCAUGAGCUCGCACAGCGAUGGCGAGAUGGUGCACGACAACGGAAUCAUCACAACUGCAGCCGGAACGGCGACAACCAACGUGAGUCCCGCGACGACGGGUGCGGGUCCCGGUGCGGGGCCGGGCUCGGUGACGUCCGUAGUGACGACGGGGCCCGACGGCGCGCUCAUGGAUGAGGCCUCACAGCAGUCCACGCUGUCGAACGCCUCGGCCGCGUCGGGCGAGGACCCGGGCAGCAGCGGUGGCCCCACGCCCAAGCCGCGACCGGUCUAUCACAACCACCCCGGCGGCCCCGGCUCGGCGCCCAACGCGCCCUCGCCAGGGCCCAGCGCCAUGAACAGCAUGCACGAGGACUACGAGAUGGGCGGCCCCGGCGGCCCUGGUGGCCCGGGGGCGGGGCCCAACAACUGGCCGCGGACUCCAGCGAGCCCGGUGUUUAACAGUCAUGUCGGAGCCGAUCCGUACAAAUCGAAGAAACCGGAUAGUUUGACUAAACUGUAUGAAAUGGAUGACUCAAGAGAUAGAUGUCUCUGGCUCGACAAGCUUCUUCAGUUCAAUGAGGAACGAGGCACUCCGAUCCAGGCGUGUCCCCACAUCUCCAAGAACCCCCUCGAUCUCUAUAGACUAUAUUUUUAUGUCAAGGAGAGAGGGGGUUUCAUGGAGGUAACAAAGAACAAGACAUGGAAAGACAUUGCUGGUCUCCUGGGCAUCGGAGCUUCAUCCAGUGCUGCCUACACCUUACGGAAGCACUAUACAAAGAAUUUGUUACCGUAUGAAUGUCACUUUGAUAGAGGAGGAAUGGACCCACAGCCUCUUAUCAACCAAGUAGAAGCUGGGACCAAGAAAAAACCUGCAAAAGCUGCACCAGUGCCAUCGCCAGGGUCGUCUAAUUCUCAAGAUUCCUUCCCAGCACCUGGUUCUGGAAGUGCUUCUAUGGAUGGAUACAGUUAUGGAUAUCCGCCCAACUCAGGACAGGACUACAAUGCCCAGCGGCCACCAUCUCAGACGAAUGCUACCACUCCACAUCCAGGUGUGGGUGUGCCAAAUCAUGGUGCAGGUGAUAACGUUAGCGUUUCCAAUCCAUUUGAUGAUGGGGCCCCUGGUCAGGGCCAGAGAUCCAAUUCUUACGGACAACCUUAUGGACCCUCGGGCCCGCCUCGCUCUGGGCCACAAGGUUACCAGGGUCAGGGCUACCAGUACCCUGAACAGUAUGGCAGGGGUCCUGAGUACAAUCAGCAGUAUCCCCCAGGAAGCAAUUUCCCGGGAAAUCGGUCUAUGUACCCUCCUUAUGGUCCAGAGGGUGACAGGCCGCCUUAUAACCAAACCCCUAGUGGUGCUCAAAGUGGUCCACCGGGAACUCCGGGCUCCGAUCCCUACAGGUAUCAGCCCCCAGGUUACCAACCCAGGCCAGGGUACCCUCAAGCACCUCCUUCAAGUCCAGGAACGCCUCAGCCACCAGGCCAAGGUGGGGAUUAUUAUCGUCCUGACAGAAGACAUCCUGACUUUAGCCAACCGAGGCCUCCUAUGUAUGCUGGGUGGCCUAACAACUCCCAGUACCGAGGCCAGUACCCUCCCCAGGGAGGUGCACAACCCAACUCACAACAGUGGAGUCAAUCGCCCAGACCGGGUGCUCCUCCAAACAGCCAGGCUAGUUCGGGGCCAUGGCCACAAUCACCCUACCAGCCACCACACCAACCACCUCAAAAUUCUCAACAGCCUUGGGGACCCAACAUGCCUCCUUCAGGUGUAGGUCAAAGUUCACCGUUGAGGCCACCAUUAGGACCUCAUGCACAAUACAGACCCGAUGGCAAGCCCAGACCACAAAUUCCUGGUGUAACUCCUGGUGUUAAGAUGCCCCAGCCAUCACAAUCACCUCUUCAGGUUGCCAUGGGGCGCCUGAAGGCUGACUCUGCUUUCCCUCUCGAUAGUGUGGAAGCAACAACACCAAUUCUAUACAAACGUAGACGACUGACCAGAGCAGAUGUUUGCCCUGUAGAGGCAUGGCGUCUAAUGAUGAGCCUCAGAUCUGGCUUGUUAGCAGAGAGCUGCUGGGCCCUGGAUACAUUAAAUAUUCUUCUAUUUGAUGAUGUGUCUGUUGCAUACUUUGGUCUACAACAUAUGCCAGGCCUCCUGGAUGUUCUUUUAGAGCACUUCCGUAAAGCUUUAGAUGACAUGUUUGAAUCAGCAGGACAAACAACUAGAAAAUGGUAUGGAAAGACCCCACCCCUCAAGGAGGAAGAAGAAAUUGACCUUGGUAGUGUGGUUGAGCCCAUUAAUCCCAAUGAUAAAACCCAAAUUUUAUCUAGCAAAAUGCCAAAUUACACUCUUGUUACUCGCAAGGGUAAACCUGUCAAGAUUGUCAACAGGGAUAGUGAUGUGUUUAUUUUGGACUCCAAGAAAACCUGGGAUGUGGAAGGCGAGGCCUCUGACGCCAUGGCUGAAAGCGAUGCAACCGUUGAGGCUCUUGCUACCAAAUAUAUUGUGCCCUGUUUCCAGGGAGAGUUCAACAUUGUACCUUUUGCAAGGUUAAUCCCUGACAAGAAGAGCACAGGCCAGGAUCGGCCGAAUUCACCUAAGACUGAACCUCAGAACAGUGUGAGUGUGGACUGUGCUCCAGCGUGUAAAGAAGAAGUUGUUCAACUUUCUACUCCCGAAGGCUGUGUUAGUGAGAAUUCAAGUGAAAAGAAAAACUGUGAGAAAAAGAAAAGGACAAAAAGUUUGAGUGAUGUGUUAAAUAGAAUAAAGAAAGAAAAAGAGGAGGAGAUGCUUAGUGCCACAAAGGAUGCGUUGAGCAGGGACCUCAGUUCUAGUGUAAAUGAGGAUGGGGAUGUGCAGGUCAAGAAAGAAGAUCUGGGUGUAGUAGGGAAAGCAAAUAGUAAUAGGAGUGAAAAUAGUAAUGCCUUGUCCAAGGACUCAAAGAUGGUGAUAGAGGAAAAUCAUAUUAGUGAUUCUUCAAAACCUGACGAAGCAGCAGGGAAAUCUGAGAAUAAGUCUGAUAAGAGCGUAACGGUAACGGAGGUGAAAGUAGAGCCAAUGGAAGUAGAUGAUGAAGUCACAAAGACUACCGAGGCAACUGCGGAGGGAGCCAGCAAGACCACGGCGAGUGAGAAGGAGCCGGUGGCCGAGGCCACCGCACCCGCCGAGGAGUUGGUGGAGAGGCCCUACCUCAGAAUACAGGACCCCGAGACGGUGGUGAAGCGGCGCCGCAUGUCGGACUACGAGGACGAGUGCUACACGCGCGACGAGGCGAGUCUGUACCUGGUGACGGAUACACAGGACGCCGUGGCGCGCCGCUGCGUCUGCCUCUCCAACAUCCUGCGCAACCUGUCCUUCAUCCCAGGCAACGAAAUGGAGUUCGCCAAAAACCCGACCUUCCUCGGGCUGCUCGGCAAGCUGAUGCUGAUCCACCACGAGCACCCGCUGCGCACGCAGCGCAACUACGAGCGCGAGGAGGACGCCGACUGCACCGACAGCUGCAGCAGCCUGGCGGGCGACGCCGAGUGGUGGUGGGACUUCCUCUUCCAGCUGCGCGAGAACGUGCUCGUGACGAUGGCCAACAUCGCCGGCCAGGUGGACCUGGGCCAGUACCCGGAGGAGGUGUCGCGGCCGCUGCUCGACGGGCUGCUGCACUGGGCAGUGUGUCCCGCCGCCCACGGCCAGGACCCCUUCCCCACCGUGGGGCCCAACUCGUCGCUGUCGCCGCAGCGGCUCGCGCUCGAGGCGCUGUGCAAGCUGUGCGUCAUGGAGGCCAACGUGGACCUGGUGAUCGCGACGCCGCCCUACUCGCGGCUCGAGCGGCUGUGCGCCGUGCUCACCAAGCUGCUCUGCCGCAGCGAAGAGCAGGUGCUGCGCGAGUUUGCCGUCAACCUGCUGCACUACCUGGCGGCCGCCGACACCGGCAUGGCGCGCACUGUGGCCAUGCAGGGCGCGUGUGUGUCGCAGCUGGUCGCCUUCAUCGAGCAGGCCGAGCAGAGCGCGCUGGGCGUGGCCAACACCCACGGCAUCACCGCGCUGCGCGACAACCCGGACGCCAUGGGCACCAGCCUGGACAUGCUGCGGCGCGCCGCGGGCACCCUGCUGCACCUCGCGCGCCACCCGGACAACCGGCCGCUGUUCCUGCAGCAGGAGCAGCGCCUCCUCGCGCUCGUCAUGAGCCAGAUCCUGGACCAGCAGGUGGCGGCCGUCGUCAGCAGCGUGCUAUUCCAGUGCUCCCGCACCCCCGCCCCAGCGCGGCCCCCGCCCGCUGCCCCGGCACCCACGCUCGCCCCCGCGGCCGCCUCCGCGUCGUCAUAGGGGUGCCGGGCGGGUCUGUAGUGUACAUGUUGAUGUACUUCUGUCCUCCUAGGACUUGACUUGUAGUAUCUAUUAAAUGAGAGAGGGGAUCCCUUGCCUGUGAUGUUGAGAGCAGUACGUUGCUGCAGGGGGGUUGUGUACAUAAGAAUUCGUAAUUAAUAGAAUCUUUAUCUGGAGCAGUCUGUUUAGAGAGGUGCCACUACAGUGGUCUUGUGAUUUUAAUUAAACCAUACUUAAUGUGAGUUGGUGGCUGUCAGUCAGUGUUUGCACUAGUGAAAUGCUGCCUUGCCCUUUUUGUAAUAGUAAAAACUUUGUUGUGACUUACCAGAACUGUUACACGUUGAUAUUGUGAACAUUUCCCUGGUAAUGUUUUUUUUUGUAUGCAUGAAUGUAAAUAACCAUCAACUUGACUGAAGUCCAGUCUGAAGUGCAUGUCAAUUUUUUAUUUCCAGUUGACGUACAACUUGUAAAAAUAUUUAAAUAAAAGAUCAACUUGCCACUUGCAAAUUUGUGCUAAAUAAAGAUUGACAGAAACAAAUGUGACAUGUAGUUUAUUUUUUAUCUGUGCUGUCAGACGACUACACGCUGAUACCCAGAGUACUUUUACCACAAGCCUUUUUUUUUACUGGAGCCAUGUCACUUUGUACAAUGUUGCUUACCAUUGAAUCAAACAGAAUGUAUGAUGUGUAAAGGAGAGAGUGGCCUGUGAGCAUGUGAUGAGUGGAUGUGGGUGGGAGAAAUAGAGAGUAUGUGAGUGUGUGUUUCUACUUGUACAGAGAGUCCAUCUAAACCAGGGAUGCGUACUGAAAUUGAUAUUAGUAGAUAUGUUAACUGGCAAAGUAACAGUAUCAAUAGAGUAUGGUACAACUUCUUUUAGGGUUCGUUUCCAAAUGAAGCAGUUAUUGUACUAUUGUAAAGCUCAUCCCAUACAUUGUCAAACAUCUGUGUUAUUUGUAAAAAAGAGAACUUAAUGCUGAUCAUUGUAUUUAUUAUGAUUGUUUUUAAUGAGAAAGUUAUAUGCAUUAACUUUGUCUGUUUGCAGAGGGGAUGUAUGAAAAACAAAAUGCAAUGGAUGUGGUAGUAGUGUAAGUGAGCUGGAUUUUGUUACAUUCUUGUUCCCUUGUUUCCUGAUACCAUUGUACUGCUGUUAAAUAAUCAGUUAAUAGCAGCUAUUGAAAUUCCUAUUGAUCAUGAAGAUGGUUAGCAUUUCUUUGCCAUCAUUUUAUUACUUCCAUUGCCACCUCAUUAAUUUCAUAUUUGGUAUCUACUUGUGAAAAUGCUUUAUAUAUGUCUGAAUACAGAAAACAAGAAAUAAAUGUACAUAAGUACUAAAAUCUUGAAA